AAACGAAAUCCUUCAAAAGCCAUCAAAACAUUCACACUUCCACAUCCACCAAUUCAAGCUGCUGCUGCUGCUUCUUCUUCUCUCAGUUCCUAUGGCUUCUUUUUCAGUCAUCCUCGCCUCCUGUGUGAUGCUUCUUCUCUUCUUCACCUUCUGUGAAGCUAGAGAUAUCGUGGUCGGUGGCAAAACAGAUGCAUGGAAAGUCCCUUCUUCAGAAUCUGAUUCUCUCAAUCACUGGGCUGAAAGUUUCCGUUUCCAAGUCGGAGAUUCUCUUGUGUGGAAAUACGAUGCUCAGAAAGACUCGGUGCUGCAAGUGGCCAAGGACGCAUAUGUUGAUUGCAAUACUACAAACCCAAUUGCAGAGUACAAGGAUGGGAACACCAAGGUGGAGCUGGACCGAUCUGGGCCCUUCUACUUCAUCAGUGGAGUGAAGGGAAACUGUGAGAAAGGUGAGAAGUUGGUUGUGGUGGUUCUGUCUUCAAGGCACAGACUCAUUUCUCCGGCACCUUCUCCAGUGGAGUUUGACGGUCCGGCUGUCGCUCCAACAAGCGGCGCUUCAAGCCUGAAGAGUGCCUCGUUGGUUGUGUUAGGUGUUGCUUUUGCAGCCUGGGGGUUGUUUUAAAUUUGGUUGAGCAGAGAAAAAUUAUUAUUUCAUUCUUUUUUGUUUAUUUUUUAUUCUUUUUAUUAUCAUUUAUUUUCUUUUAAGUUAUGAAUGAUAUUUGGCAUCCCGAUUAAAGAGUCAGUUUUAAGUA
Messenger RNA from Mangifera indica (mango), 749 nucleotides. Its product is annotated as early nodulin-like protein 1. The coding region runs from base 92 to 619 and encodes 175 amino acids. The transcript has 2 exons. The record is from RefSeq and is a predicted model, not a curated record. NCBI's taxonomy places the organism in Eukaryota, Viridiplantae, Streptophyta, Magnoliopsida, Sapindales, Anacardiaceae. Gene Ontology annotation, cellular component: plasma membrane. Gene Ontology annotation, molecular function: electron transfer activity.